AUGAGCAAGAGAAAGGCAACAGAAAACCAGGAGCCAGAUGACGUGGAGAUGGCUAGCCACGAAGAACAGGACGACGAUGACUCUGGUUCAGACGGCGAUAUGGAGGAUAUCAUCAAUGUUGAUUUCGAGUUCUUUGAUCCUAAAGAGAUCGAUUUCCACGCUGUCAAGAACCUACUUGGCCAGCACUUUGCCAGCGAUUCUAUCCUCUUUGGUCUCUCAGAACUCGCAGACCUAAUCGUCUCCCAGCCCAAUGUCGGAACGACCAUCAAGGUCAACGGCAUAGAAUCCGAUCCAUACUCCCUCCUCACGAUCCGGGACUAUGUGUUUACAAAGUCAAAGCAGAACGAAAAGCUGCACGCCAAGCUGAAAGACCUUCUCAGCGCUGGAUCUAAGAAGGAGGUUGGACUGGUUUUGAGUGAGCGGUUCAUCAACAUGCCAGUCGAGACAGCACCACCAAUGUGGCGUAUGUUACUAGAGGAGGUCAAGUGGGCUGUCGAUGAGGGCCUCCCUUUUAACUUUGAAUACUAUUUGCUCCUGUGCCCGACCUACCACGAGGUUGCACCGAAGAUUGAUCUCGAGGAAGACGCUCCCAAGCCCACAAAGAAGAAAACCAAGAUGGCUGAUCCAGCAACGUUCUUUUUCCACCCUGAAGAGGAGAUGCUCCAGCAAUACGCCGAGUUUACACAGGAUUUUAAGUUGACGACCCCAACAACUGCUGCGGAAUCCAACAACACGUUCGAGGACUAUGGCAUUGCCCCAGCGCGCCGCAUGAUGCUGAUCCACAAGGAUAAGAUCCCAGAAGUCGUCCAGCUCAUGGUUAACAACUCGCAGUGGUAG
Messenger RNA from Gamsiella multidivaricata, 837 nucleotides. RefSeq names its product CDK regulator. NCBI's taxonomy places the organism in Eukaryota, Fungi, Mortierellomycota, Mortierellomycetes, Mortierellales, Mortierellaceae. The transcript has 5 exons. Gene Ontology annotation, cellular component: nucleus. The record is from RefSeq and is a predicted model, not a curated record. The coding region runs from base 1 to 837 and encodes 278 amino acids.